AUGGGCGCGCUUUCGGGAAGCGGAGGGCUGGGAGGCAAGCUGGGGAGGCUGCUGUCCUUGGGAGGCAAGACGAACGGCUGGGAGACGAGCGGCGUGCUCAUGUUGUACGCCUGGAUGGGAGGGAUGCUCGUCUACUUGAGCUACGGCGACCAAGAGGGUAUUCUAGAGAAGCAGCUCGACCAGACGUUGCAGGCUGAUCCGGGCGCUUUCUGCGGCAGAGCCAUGGCGAAGUUCGCGGACCAGCACCUGGGCGACCACGAGUGGUACCGCAAACUCAAAGACCACGUAGCAAGCCACUACUCCUCCGGCCCGUUCAAGGCCGACCCGAGGGGCCGCUCCGACGCGAAUUAG
Messenger RNA from Pedinophyceae sp. YPF-701, 351 nucleotides. The record is from the annotation of a GenBank genome assembly. Lineage: Eukaryota; Viridiplantae; Chlorophyta; Pedinophyceae.